CAUCAAUACAAACCGACCUUUUUCCUGUGCCGAGCUCGAAGAAAAAAGGGCCUAGGUCGAACGCGUUGCUGUAUCGUCUGGUGCUGUUUUGUGUAGAGUUGUGGUUGAUAUGAAGACUUAUUGGACUUAGCAGGUUAGAGAGUUAGAGUGGGAUAUUGCAAUGACUUCCGUUCGGUGUGUUAUUACGCUGUGCCAGAUGGAGCAGAGUUUUCCUUGAACGAUGCGUUAAUAAACGACCGAAAGCGUCUUCCGUUGGGCCUCGAAUGGCCAGCUAGCCUUCGAUCGAUAGUGCGAAAAGUGUGUGUGCGUGCGUGCGGCUGUGUGUAAGGCCAAAAACAAAAACAGUAUUCUUGCUCAGUGCCCGAAGAGGUGUUCCAAUAAGUGCAAUGGCCCUUACAAUAUGGUAGCCAGCAGCUAGUUGGCUAGUCUUGGGGGCUCGCUUGUUUUCUCGCAGUCUUCUACCCUGAUAACGGGAAACUGUUCCGGUGGGCCACACAUCCCGUUGGAGAGGCGUUGGAAAAGGGAAGCAAAUUGUGGUGUAGAGAUAAGAGACACAUCCAACCACUAUCAGUACUAUCAGUGUGUGAAAUCAACACCAUUCCAACAUGUCGGUUCAGAUGACGAGAUAUAAGCAGGCGCAGUUUGCGGACGAGGAUAGCAGCAGCAUUGGGUCGAUACAGAUCAACGAGACGGCUCGCAGCCCUACGAUGCACAUCCGCUAUCAUGCCGCCAGAGGAACGUCACUGUGGAACGCUCGGAGCAAGCUGGAGAAGGUCCUGCUGUUGCUGCUGGCGUUCUCGAUCAUACUGAUCGUGGUGCUGAGUAGUUUGCUAGCGAACGAUAGUACGCGGAUUCUGCACGUGCGACCUCACGUAGGCUCGGACCCUUUCGGAGUGGAUGAACAGCUGCCCUGCCUCAACCAGCACUGCAUCUUCGCGGCCAGCGAGAUACUGCACUCGAUCGACUGGAGCGUAGAUCCGUGCGAUGACUUCUACGCCUUCUCGUGCAAUCAGUGGAUCCGCAACAAUCCCAUCCCGGAAGGUAAAUCGAUGUGGGGUUUGUUCGGGAAGCUGGAGCAACAGAAUCAGCUGGUGCUGAAGAAUGCGCUCGAGCGUCCGCUGGCGGAGUUUAAAUCGAAGGCAGAAAAGAAGGCCAAACUGUACUACCAGUCGUGCCUGGAUGAAGAUGAAACGAUGGAGAAGUUGGGCGCGGAACCGUUGCAGAAGCUGUUGCGUCAAAUUGGUGGCUGGAAUGUGACGGCGAACGCGAGCGGGUUUGAUGUGCAGAAAUGGUCACUGCAGAAGACGCUUCAGACCCUUCAGAUACGGUACAACAUGGGUGGACUGUUUGGAUGGGCGGUCGGUGAAGAUGAUCGCAAUUCCAGCAAGCAUAUCAUACAGAUCGAUCAAGGAGGACUCACGCUUCCAUCGAGGGACAACUAUCUAAACAAGACAGCGAACGCAAAGAUUCUGACGGCGUACCUCGAAUACAUGACAAAGGUGUCCGUGUUGCUCGGAGCAGACGAAACAGAUGCACGACGACAGAUGCUAGAGGUGAUUGAGUUUGAGACGCGGCUGGCCAACAUCACAACGCCUCAAGAUAUGCGUCGAGAUGAGGAGACCCUCUAUCAUCCGAUGACACUGGCGAUGCUGCAGGAGAAGGCCCCGUUCAUCAACUGGCAGGAACAUUUCGAGGAAGCGUUCCGAUUGGUGCGUCGAAAGAUCACUGAGAAGGAGCGAGUCGUCGUGUACGCUCCGGAGUACCUGGAGAAGCUGAACAUCUUGAUGAAGGAGUACACUUCGAAGGAUGAGAAGAAGAUCAUCCUCAAUAACUAUCUGGUGUGGCAAACCGUUCGGACACUUACUGCGUGUUUGUCUAAGGCGUUCCGGGACGCGUACAAAGGUCUCCGGAAGGCUCUGAUGGGUUCGGAUGGUGGUGAGGAACUCUGGCGAUACUGCGUGUCCGAUACGAGCAACGUGCUCGGGUUUGCCGUUGGUGCCAUGUUUGUACGGGAUGUGUUCCAUGGGGAUUCUAAGCCACAGGCCGAAGACAUGAUCAACCAGGUACGGGAUGCGUUCAAGGAGAACUUCAAGAACCUUGACUGGAUGGAUGCGGAGACUCGUCGGCUAGCGGUGGAGAAGGCAGAUGCGAUCAGUGAUAUGAUUGGAUUCCCCGAUUACAUCCUCUACCCGGAAGAGUUGGAUAAGAAGUAUCAGGAUUUAACGAUUGAUCCGAAGACCUAUUUCGACAACAACAUCAACUACAAUAUCUACAGCUUAAAGAAGAACCUGGAAAAGUUGGACCAACCGGUCAACAAGACCAAGUGGGGCAUGACACCGCCAACCGUGAACGCGUACUACACACCCACCAAGAACCAGAUCGUGUUUCCGGCCGGAAUUCUCCAGAAUCCGUUCUUCGACAUCAAGAACUCCAAGAGUUUGAACUAUGGUGCGAUGGGCGUAGUGAUGGGACACGAGCUAACACACGCCUUCGACGAUCAGGGUCGUGAGUAUGACAAGUACGGCAAUCUGCAUCAAUGGUGGAACAAUCAGACGAUCGAGCGGUUCAAGAAUCAGACCGAAUGCUUCAACCAGCAGUACAGUGCCUACCGGAUCAAUGGCAAAAACAUCAACGGCAAGCAGACGAUGGGCGAAAACAUUGCGGACAACGGUGGCCUAAAGGCGGCAUUCCACGCGUACAUUAACAACGAGAAGAACAGCUACACGGACACGGACACGUUACCGUUGCCGGGAGUCAACAUGACCCAUCGGCAGCUGUUCUUUGUGUCGUUCGCGCAGGUUUGGUGUUCGGCCGUAACGGACGAGACGACGACGCUGCAGAUCGAGAAGGACUCCCAUUCGCCACCAAAGUAUCGCGUGAUAGGACCGUUGUCGAAUCUAAAGGAGUUCUCCGACACGUUCCACUGUCCACUAGGCACUGGGAUGAACCCGUUGGACAAGUGCUUGGUAUGGUAGAGUGUUUCCACGGGGAGAGAGAGAGAGAGAGAGAGAGAGUGUUACUUACAUAGCACGUGGUGGUACAAAUUGCGGAUUUUGCGUUCUCUGCAGUCGCCUUUAUUUUUGUGUUUUUAUGCAUUAUUCUGAAGAGAUAUGUAUAUUGUUCCUUUCCACGCAGUACUCGAUGCCAAAUUAGAAACAAAGAAGGAAAAAAGGAACACGUACACAUGGCGUACGUCUACGCACAGUAACUAAUACGGUGUCGUCUCCAGAGACGAACAAUCUAUCUAGCAUUUGCGAUUAAGUAUUCUAAGUCAAAGACAGUAACCAAAAAGUAAGUAAGCGGCAAGAGCCAUAGCCAGAGAUGAUGCAGAGGAGUAUCUAUUUUAUUAUAAAAAAGCCAACUUUUUCUACUAAAUACGCUAGGUGGCCGUGAUUUUUUCUUCGGCGAGAUGAUGGGGCAAGUUGUUGGGAGGCAUGGGUUUUCGUUUAAGUAUUUCCUCAAUUCUUGUAUUGGAAAUGAUCAACACACACACACUUAGAGUUAGUACCACGUUCAUAGUGCGCGAAACGUUCAUUAUUGUGAUUGUAUCUUAAAACAAAUGUGUCAGAAGCUAAGUAUGUGAGGACAACAGUUUGUCGGAGCAGGAGUCAGGAGCGCUACACAGGGACACACGCCGUCGGUGGCUUGUGAUGAGCUCAUCAAGAGGAUGGAUGGAAAAUCAUGUGAAUUCCUACUAGUAAACCAGUAAAGAAAUGUGCCGUGCUGAGCGGGAAGUCAUCAAAAUGAAAUAAAACUUAUCCUAGAUUGUACUGAACUGUUCAA
Messenger RNA from Anopheles stephensi (Asian malaria mosquito), 3783 nucleotides. RefSeq names its product endothelin-converting enzyme homolog (gene Nep3). Gene Ontology annotation, molecular function: metalloendopeptidase activity. The transcript has 5 exons. NCBI's taxonomy places the organism in Eukaryota, Metazoa, Arthropoda, Insecta, Diptera, Culicidae. Gene Ontology annotation, cellular component: plasma membrane. Gene Ontology annotation, biological process: protein processing. Bases 606 to 2975 code for a protein of 789 amino acids. The record is from RefSeq and is a predicted model, not a curated record.